AUGUUUUCUAGAAUCAUAAGAUCAAAUAAUGCACUAAUACAGCGUGCUUCAUUUUCCACACAAUCAGCUCUUUUGAGAAAUGCCCAACCUAAACCAUCAGCAGAAAUUCCAACACCAGAAGCUUUCUUAAAUAAAAUAGGACGUAAUACUAUAGAACAUUUAGAACAUUUCCCAUCAUGGCACGCACUAUUCAAUACCACAUCAAGACAAAUGAAAGAAAAAGGUAUUGAUGUACAAAGUAGAAGAUAUAUUAUAAACAUGUUGGAAAAAUAUAGAUGUGGUGAACCAAUUAAAGAGUUCAAAAAAGGUAAAAAAUCUUACUUUGGUGGUGAAUAUAAGAGAAAAGAAGUUACUGCUAAGAUAUGGGCUGAACAACGUAAACAACGUUAUGAAUUAUUAGAAGCCGAAGAUAAAGCAAACAGAGGAGAAUAA
This is a messenger RNA of Hansenula ciferrii, 432 nucleotides long. RefSeq names its product mitochondrial 37S ribosomal protein mS41 (gene FYV4). Gene Ontology annotation, cellular component: mitochondrion. Lineage: Eukaryota; Fungi; Ascomycota; Saccharomycetes; Phaffomycetales; Wickerhamomycetaceae. Bases 1 to 432 code for a protein of 143 amino acids. The transcript has a single exon. The record is from RefSeq and is a predicted model, not a curated record.